AUGCAGUCGCAGGAGUUAGAGUUCUCACUACGCCUGAGUGGAAGACACGUAACGGGAAGUUUUGAGUCCAGUUUUAGGUUUUUACGGGAAGAGGAUGCAGAUGUUCUGAGGAUCCGCAGCGGUUCCUUGAGUCCAGAACCGGAGAACAAAGAGAGAUGGCUCAAGAUGUCUUAUGAGACUGAAAAAACUUGCCUGCUGGCUCCACAAGAAUCACAAACGCCAUGUGGUUGCCACAAAUAUGAAAUCCCAGGAAUGGGAGAGGACAGUGUUUUAGAAAUGCUGAGCUACUCCAAAUUCUCUGAUCUGGAGACGUGGCUGUGUAUGCCCUCUACUAUGUUACCCAGGAGCCGGGAUUCAGUUUGCUCCUUGCCGCCACCGUCCCAUGAGAAUGGCACUGGAGACACAGGCAAAGAGUCCAGGCCCCUGGAGAACAAGUCUAUCCAUCUGAGCCAGUGCCAGGAGAGGAAAACCCAUCUAUUGCCACCCUCCUCGCUCCUGCCAGGUUCAGCCUCCCCUCAGUCCUCAUCGCCCCUGCGGACCACCUCAACUCCUCUGCCCAAGCCCACCAGAGACUCCUGUCAAGGUGGCGUGAGUGUGAGGAAACGCCGGCGCCUGGCAGCCAGCCCCGGAGGACUGCACUGGGACGUUUCAGGGUCAGUGCUGCGUGACCAUGACCGAGGGGAGACGUCGUCACUGUCGGAAGUGAAGCGCUUCCCUCGGAGUGUGGAUUCGGAGAGUCGUGUCCCAGAGCCUUGGAGGGAAAGAGUGCCUCUUAGGAAGACCAUAUCCGUCGAUGACCGCCUUCUCCAGCAAACGCCUAGAGAACAUCACAGACUCCUCAGCCGAAUAGAGAGGGGCAAGAAGAAACUCAGGAACAUUAAUAGUCUUGGAGCCACCGGCAGAUACGAAACCCAUAAAAAAUCUGAGAGUAGGAUCUCCCGACUGGCUCAGAGACUCAACCAGAGGCAGAGCGAUGCUGCGCUGAUUAAGGAUUUCAGACCCCUCUUCCUUCUCUCUGGCUCUCCGGGAAGCUUUCAGAGCUUGGACAGGAACUUCCCCAUUAGUAUGACCCAACAGAUGCAGAACCUGCAGCUGACACAGAGUAAGAAGGGGGCGGGACCCGCCUCCCCCAGUGCUGCCAAGCGCCUCUACCGAAACCUCUCUGAGAAGCUCAAGGGGAGCCACUCCUCCUUUGAGGAUGCCUACUUUUUUGGCCGAUCCGACCGUAUCCGCAAAGUCUCUAAUAUUCAGAGCAGUGAGGCUCUGUUUGAGGCUGUUGAACAGCAGGACCUGGAUGCCGUGCAGAUCCUGCUGUUCCAGUAUACAGCUGAAGAACUGGACCUCAACACUCCCAACAGUGAAGGCCUGACACCUCUGGACAUCUCCAUCAUGACCAACAACGUCCCCAUAGCCAAACUGCUGGUCAAAGCAGGAGGGAAGGAGAGCCCUCACUUUGUCAGUUUAGAGAGCAGAGAUGCCCAUCUCUCAAUGCUGGUGCAGGAAGCUCAAAGGAGAGCCAGCGAGCUGUCCACCCAGGUGAUGAGAGAGAGUCUCAGCCUGGAAACAUCUGACAAGGAAAAACAGCUCAAAUCUUGGGAGUGGAGAUGCAAACUCUACAAGCGAAUGCGCACGGGAUUCGAGCAUGCACGACCACCAGAGGCUCCGUUGAUGGUGUGUCUUAGUGUGACCGGCAGCACGUCUCUCACUGUUAGCUUUCAGGAACCUGCCAGCAUGAACUCGGCUGUAGUGACCAAAUACAAAGUGGAAUGGAGCUGUUUGAAGGACUUCUCUUUAUUAGCCGGAGAGAUGAUCCUCGAGAAUCUGCAGUCCCUGAAAUGCACAAUAUCAGGUCUUACCACGGGUAGACAAUACAACGUUCAAGUCUCCGCCUACAAUAUGAAAGGCUGGGGUCCGGCACAACUCUCUCAACCUCCCUCUGCUGUUCCCUCCAACUGGAAGGACUGCGAUGGGAGAGAGAGCAGGAGAGGUCACAUUGAGGCUAUGGAGAGGCUUUUACAACAGGUUCGAGCCACACACCAGCACUUCUGCUGUGGAGACACAUCAAAGUUGCAGAAUCCAAGUCGUAAACAGUCAAUGUCCCGGAGCCUGAAACACCUUUUUCAUUCCUCUACUAAAUUUGUCAAGAGUCUCAAAAGGGGAGUUUAUAUAGCAUCAAUGUACUAUAAUACUACUUUGUUGUACUGCUCAUUGCUAGUGACUAAUGAGGAUCAGAUCCCCAUAGUGGAGGUGGACGACUCAUACAGCAGCUCCCUCAUGCAGGACUUUCUGUGGUUCACCAAGCUGUCCUGUAUGUGGGAAGACGUCCGGUGGCUGAGACAGAGCCUGGCAGUCUCCACCUCUUCCUCUUCCACUCUGCAGUCCAGACAGAAGAUGCUGGCGGCCGCGGGCCAACUGCAGAAUCUUCUGGGCAGUCACAAUUUGGGCCGAGUCCACUAUGAGCCCAUUAAGGAUCGUCAUGGGAAUGUGCUGCUUGUGACAGUGAGGGAGAUGGAUAGCCUUUAUUCCUUUUUCAACGGGAAAUGGAUGCAGGUAUCCAAACUGCAGAGUCAGAGGAAGUCUCUGUCCACUCCUGAGGAACCUUAUGCCCUGGACAUCCUUCUCAUAACCAUACAGGACAUUCUGGCCUAUCAGAGACGAAGUCAGCACCGGCUGUCCUCAGGGCUUUAUCUGGGUUACCUGAAGCUCAGCAGCUCUGUGGACCAGAUCAAAGUUCUGGUUCCUCAACGUAUGCCCAACAUGCUCUGCCACACCAAGAUACGAGACAACUGGAAUGUGUCAAGGGAUGAGUGGGAAUGGCUGCAGUCACUGUCUGGCCCUGUGGAGGUGGAAACAGCAGAUCAGGCUACAGACUGCCUCCUCUUCUCUGAGCUCCAGACGGCCAUUAAGGGUCUGCUGCACCAGAUCAAUCUACCUCUCCACCAGGCCAAGCACUUCCGUCUCUACACACACGAGGUGUUGGAGCUGGGUCACAAUGUGUCCUUUCUUCUGCUGCUGCCUGCCUCAGACGACGUUUGCUCUGCCCCGGGACAGACCAACCCCUACACACCACACUCGGGGUUCCUCAACCUCCCUCUUCAAAUGUUUGAGCUCGUUCACUUCUGCUCAUAUAAGGAGAAAUUUAUCAGUCUUUACUGCCGGCUGUCCUCAGUGCUGGACCUGGACGCUCUAAUUACCCAGCAGGCUUUUAGAGAGGCCAUCACUGACUCAGAGGUGUCCACAGCCAAACAGAGACAUCAGCACAUAUUGGACUACAUUCAGCAAUUGGACGAGAUGUGGCGAGACGUCCGCUGGAUCACCAAUGCCCUGCAGCACGCCCGCUAUAAACAGCCUCUCGGUUGGGUGCCUAUCACCUGGCUAGUAGAUGUCAGCGUGGAGCCUCCUGUCCAGAAGAAUGACUCCAUGUCCUCUAACACAGACUACGUGCCCACUCCCUCGCCCUCUCCAGAAAUGAGGAGACGAAAGCCCACAAUCGAGUCCCAACCAGGUUCAGAUGAAGAGGGCUGUUCGGAGGUCUUUCUCCCCACAGACAGUGACUACGACUCCAGUGACGCUCUGAGCCCUCGUGACCUGGACUUAGUUUACUCCUCAGCCCAGGAUCUCUCCCAUCAGGCUGUGCACGUCCUCAGCGGUAGCGCUCCUGAUGUUCUUCAGCUGCAUGAUCUCAAAUACAGUGCUUGCUCCAAGUCCAUCCUGGAAACCGAAUCGUGCACCAAGGACAUGGAGGACCUAUCGCUGUCUACAUACUCUGUGAAGACCACAGACAAAUGUAUAAGGAGGUGUCGUGGAGCUCUGGCAACAGACCCACAACUGAGAAUGGGUCUUUGGGUUCUAUCGCGACCCGCGAGGAUCAAUGAGACGAGCCAGGUGAUUCUCAGUUCGGCGCCCGUCACCAGAAACCAUGCGGAUCCUCAGACACCAGGACUCCGGAUUCAGACGCGAGGAGCCCGCGAGCUCAAAAAGGAGACCGGAUCCGGCUGA
Molecule: messenger RNA, 3999 nt
Organism: Sinocyclocheilus rhinocerous
Lineage: Eukaryota; Metazoa; Chordata; Actinopteri; Cypriniformes; Cyprinidae
Gene: ankfn1a
Product: ankyrin repeat and fibronectin type III domain containing 1a
Exons: 26
Coding region: 1-3999 (1332 amino acids)
Biological process (GO): establishment of mitotic spindle orientation; regulation of establishment of bipolar cell polarity
Cellular component (GO): spindle
Molecular function (GO): protein binding
Source: RefSeq, a predicted model, not a curated record